Andrographis paniculata is the source of this 934-nucleotide messenger RNA. Its product is annotated as cell number regulator 6-like. The record is from RefSeq and is a predicted model, not a curated record. The transcript has 6 exons. The coding region runs from base 157 to 867 and encodes 236 amino acids. NCBI's taxonomy places the organism in Eukaryota, Viridiplantae, Streptophyta, Magnoliopsida, Lamiales, Acanthaceae.
GGUAGAACCGCGAGUGAGGGUGAGUCAAUCAUGGAGUAAGCGGUGAACAGUCUGAGAAGCAGGCAAUAAAUCUUCCGAGUCUGGGAGACGAUCCAGUGCUUAGAUUCUGCAGAAAGGAGUGCCGACUGUUACAGAGCAGCUACUAUUCGUUGGAGAAUGGCGGAGGAAAUUAAUCAUCCCUCAAGGUAUGUGAAAUUGGGCAAGGAUCAAUCGCCGGUGGAGGAUAUUGAACCCGGCGAGCUUAACCAACCAAUUGAUGUUCCUCAGUUGCAUAUUCGCAAAUGUGGCGAAUGUAGACAGCCUUUACCGGACGGCUAUCAGGCCCCAGGAGACGAGCCUUGGUCCACCGGGAUUUUUCAAUGUGCAGAAGAUACAGAAAGUUGUAAGACCGGACUAUUUUGCCCGUGUGUUCUGUUCGGGCGCAAUGUAGAGCGAGUGAGAGAAGGUACAACAUGGGCUCGCCCAUGCAUUUGCCACGCCAUUUUCGUCGAGGGUGGCCUUGCUGUAGCUGCAGCAACCGCAGCCCUACACGGUUUUAUUGAGCCGAGGACAACUUUUCUCAUCUGCGAGGCGUUGGUUUACAGUUGGUGGAUAUGUGGAUUAUACUCCGGCAUUGUCCGGCAGUUGUUGCAGAGGAAGUAUCAUCUCAAGAACUCGCCGUGCAACCCCUGCCUAGUGCACUGCUGCUUCCACUGGUGUGCCCUGUGCCAAGAGCACCGGGAGAUGAAGAUUCGCCUACCUGAUGAUGCAGCCUUGACAACGACUACACUUAAUCCACCGCCAGUACAGGAGAUGACCGGAAAUUCGCCGAUGUCAACCUCGGAAAAUGGAAAAGCCCACAGCCAUGUUGAGAUGCAAGCCUUGUAAGAACAUGCCUAUAGCUCAAAGAAGACUCCUUUUUACCUCCCUUGUGUGUAUUAUAGAUUUCCCAUUA